AGAUAUAGCCGACGGGGCUUCACUUGGAAGCAGAGCAAGUGCUCGGUGCUGCUCAGGCCACGUUGCUGUUGAAGGAACCAGCGAGGGAGCUGGCGAUGAAGUCCGUCGACGGCGACGCGCCGGCGGUGAGCACCGCGGGGGAGGCCGCGCGGAUGGUGUGGGAGGAGUCCAAGCGCCUCUGGGGCAUCGGCAUGCCCAUCGCCAUCGCCACCCUCAGCCUGUUCGCCGUCAGCUCCGUCACCACCAUCUUCGUCGGCCACCUCGGCAACCUGCCGCUCGCCGCCGCAUCCAUCGGCCUCUCCGUCUACUCCACCUUCGCCCUCGGAUUCCUACUCGGCAUGGGGAGCGCGCUGGAGACGCUCUGCGGCCAGGCGUUCGGCGCCGGCCAGGUCGCCAUGCUCGGCGUCUACCUGCAGCGCUCAUGGAUCGUCCUCACCGCCGCCGCGCUCCUCAUGGUGCCCUUCUUCGUCUUCGCCGAGCCGCUGCUCCUCGCCAUCGGCCAGGACGCCGCCGUGGCGCACGAGGCCGCGCGCUUCGCGCUCUACAUCCUCCCCGGCGCCUUCUCCUUCGCCAUCAACUUCCCCACCGCAAAGUUCCUCCAGGCGCAGAGCAAGGUCCUCGUGCUCGCCUGGAUCGGCGUCGCGGGGAUCGGCUUCCACGUCGCGCUCACCUACCUAGUCGUCACCGUCCUCGGGUGGGGAACCCCUGGCGCCGCGGCCGCAUACGACAUCUCGCUCUGGGCCAUCGCGCUGGGCCAGGCGGCAUACAUCAUCGGCUGGUGCAAGGACGGGUGGAGGGGAUGGUCCAUGGCGGCCUUCAACGAUAUGUGGGCCUUCGUCAAGCUCUCAAUCGCGUCCGCCGUCAUGCUCUGCCUCGAGAUUUGGUACGUCUGCCUCAUCACCGUCGUCACCGGCGAUCUCCAGGAUGCGCAGAUUGCCGUCGACUCGCUUGGCAUCUGCAUGAACGUAAACGGAUGGGAGGGUAUGCUCUUCAUCGGUCUCAAUGCUGCUAUCAGUGUCCGAGUCUCCAAUGAGCUGGGUUCUGGCCGUCCAAGGGCAGCGAAGCACGCUGUCAUCGUCGUCGUCGCCGAGUCGCUGCUCAUCGGGCUGCUAUGCAUGGUCCUCGUCUUGAUCUUCAGGAAUAAAUUCUCCAUCAUCUACACUAGUGAUGUGGAGCUCCAGCACGCCGUCUCCAAGAUUGCAGGACUGCUCGGGUUGACCAUGGUGCUCAACAGCGUGCAGCAGGUGAUUUCAGGGGUUGCUAUUGGAGGAGGAUGGCAAGGCCUUGUCGCAUACAUCAACCUAGGCUGCUACUACGUUUUUGGAUUACCCUUGGGCUACCUUCUCGGCUACAAGUUCAACUACGGAGUUAUUGGGAUUUGGUCUGGCAUGCUUUGCGGGAUUGCACUUCAGACACUGAUUUUAGUCUUCAUAGUGUGGAGAACAGAUUGGAAUGCAGAGGCUGCGCUAGCUUCAAGAAAUGUGCGAAAGUGGAGCGGCACCGAUGAAACCAAACCUCUCCUGGAAGAGAAUUAGAGCACCCGAGCAUCUUUUAUCUCAGUUAACACUGCAUUUCUUGAUAUCCAUAAUGAGAGAGGACUUUCUGAGUAGGUGCUCACUGUACACCUGUUGUAUCUGGGUUUUUUCUAUCAAACAUUUUUUUUAUUUUUUUUGGUAUCUCUCACACCAAUACAAUCUUUGAAUUUCAAACUUUGCAGAUCACUGAAACAUAACAACUUCAAGAUGGGAAAAUUAGUUUGGAUUUUUUAAGACAAUAAAUAUAUUGCACAAAAAAUUCUGAACUAUUAUUUUCCACAUUCUAGUUGUUAUUUUUCAGAGACUUGCAAAAUUUCAAAUCCAUAUAUCAUAUAGUUUGAGAGAAAGGAAAAAAUAAAAGGUCAAAAAGAAAAGCGUGGGUGUGCAAUGUCAUGGUGCUCGCUCACAACUUUUCCAAUCAUAAUAUCAUGGUAAAUUUUUUUUUGGAAUCAAUAAGAUAUGAAACCAGGCUCAAGAUGUUGGAUUACUAUAUGAAUGUAUUGUUAAAGUA
Molecule: messenger RNA, 2046 nt
Organism: Lolium perenne
Lineage: Eukaryota; Viridiplantae; Streptophyta; Magnoliopsida; Poales; Poaceae
Product: protein DETOXIFICATION 35
Biological process (GO): xenobiotic detoxification by transmembrane export across the plasma membrane
Cellular component (GO): membrane
Molecular function (GO): antiporter activity; xenobiotic transmembrane transporter activity
Source: RefSeq, a predicted model, not a curated record